CCAAAGGCUGGAUCUAACCCUAAUCACCAACAGUCAAGAACAUUUCCCCUUUCCUCCCUUUCCCCUGCUCUCUCAUACUGUCCUCUUUAUCUCUUCACUAGUUCCUCAUUUCACAUUUCAAGGGGACUCUGCGCUCUACCAGUGGGACUGAAGAAUACUUGCUCCUUUUGACAUUCAGUAAGGUUUGCAGAGUUCACUUAUUCCUGCCAGUUGUGCAGAAGUGUGCAGGAUCCCAGGCUGUCUACAGCACACUACUCAGGAGCUCACAAUGAACAGCAACCUAGCAGAGAAAGAGAGCUGUCCUGAUGAUCUCAGCCUUCCAGAGGAUGAGGUUAGGACGCUGUUUGUUAGUGGAUUGCCAUUAGACAUAAAGCCACGAGAGCUGUACUUGUUAUUCAGGCCAUUUAAGGGUUAUGAAGGUUCUUUAAUAAAACUUACAUCGAAGCAGCCUGUUGGUUUUGUAAGUUUUGAUAGCAGAUCAGAAGCAGAAGCUGCCAAGAAUGCAUUAAAUGGUAUACGCUUUGAUCCAGAAAUUCCUCAGACAUUACGGUUGGAGUUUGCAAAAGCAAAUACAAAAAUGGCCAAAAGCAAACUUGUUGGAACCCCAAAUCCCAGCACACCUCAACUGAACAAUGUACCUCAGUUUAUCUCCAGGGAUCAAUAUGAACUCACAGUGCCUGCACUACCGGGUAGCCCUGAAGUGUGGGCGCCGUAUCCCCUCUACCCAGCGGAACUAGCACCUGCUCUACCUCCUACUGCUUUUACCUAUCCCGCUUCACUGCAUGCCCAGGUCCGUUGGCUCCCUCCCUCAGAUGCUACUUCUCAGGGCUGGAAAUCCCGCCAGUUCUGCUGAGUAACGUGUACCAGGUGUGUGAUGGCGGCUAUAUUCUGUCUUGUGGGUAUUGAUGUGUUAUUCAUUGUUGGCCACUGGAGUCUCGGGAUAUUCAUUAAAACAACAGUGUGCUGGCUACUACAGGUUACAACAACUGAAGACAACCCAUCACCAUUACAUCAUUAUUCCUUCAAGAUCUGACCAAGCCUCCAUCACACAUCUGCCUUGUCAAACUGAUAUGCAAGUGAAUAUCCCCUUCCCCUUGUACACUGUAAAGAACUUCAAGUGCCUUAUAUGAAAGCUUGGCUUGCUAUUCAUUGCGGGCUAACCCUAAGAGAACCAUCUGGGGGCAUGUAACUAGCAGUCUCCAUCCUCCAAAAAUCUACUGUGUUGAGAGACUUUGUCCAAUACUUGUAAUUAAAGAAAAAAAUCUAUUUUUUUCUUAAAUUUAAGCUGCAUGUUUAUGAAUAUUAAGAUAUGUUUAAAGGAAAGAAAAGAGAACUGUAUUUUUACAAUAUGGAGAUUCUGUCUGUGCGAUUUGUGUGGGCUGUACAUAUUUCAUGCACUAGAUCAGCAUGUGCCCAGUACCAUUAUAACCAUACCGGGAACUAAUCAGAGUAGAGAAGCAAUUUCUAGUUGUACUUAAUGUUAUAAAGUAAGAAGUGGUUUAUUUAAUAUAAUUCUCUGUGAAUUUGUUGUAUGUCAAUUAUGUUGUAUUCGAAACCUGUGGAAAGUGCAGUUAAUAGAAUUCCGUUACUGGAUCCCCCUCCCGCAGAUUGGGCUGACACAUUCCUGGUGAUAAUGUCCUCUUUAUUCUCCAUCCUAAUCUUUAUCAGUAAACGUGGGGAAGGUAUCUCCCCAUUUACCAUUGUAGUGCAUCUCAAUCACAUGGCUGAAUCGAUUCAAUCUACAAUUGUGGUGUGAGGGCUGAUUCACAUGACCGUGCUCAGUCCGGGAAACACAGUCAAUGUGUUGGCCGCAUCUCCUGGGGCUACAAUGGCUCCCUUGACCCAAACUGACUUCAUAAUGAUGUUUCAGUCAGUUCCUAUCAGAUAUUGGGUCUAUUGUACUGUACUCACAUGAGGAACUGACUGCGUCAUAGUGAUUUAUGAUAGUCAGAUCCUAUCAGCUUGCAGGUCUAUUGUACUGUACUCACUUGAUGUGAGUACAGUACAAUAGACCCGUGUUCAGAUAGGAACUGACUGCAUCAUAAAUCACUGAUGCAGUCAGUUCAUCAUGUGAGUACAGUACAAUAGACCUGCAAUCUGAUAGGAACUAACUGUCUCAUAAAUCACUAUAUAUACAUAAAUGCAGUCAUUCUGGGUCUGGAGAGCCGCGGUUGGUUCGGCAGUUGCGGCCAACACACAGACCAGGUUUCCUUGACACAUCAAAAACUCAAUCCCCGCUGCCAUGAAGACUACUUUGUCUCGCAUAUAUCCAGUGUCAGUCCUAACAAAAACCAGAUACUUUAAAGGGUCACUUUCACCCUUCCAGUUUUUUGAUCACAUAUUACCCUAUAUGUGAAUAUUUUUAGUAUUUUUUUUUAACACAAAAUAGGGGUUUGGUUUUCUAAAUCGAAUUUUUUAAGACACUCCAUGGAUUCUAGUUUCUGUUCAAGCUCUUAUCUUAUUUUCUUUCUGAACUUUUAGCAGAAAGGUUCACUUGUGGUACUUUUAUUGAGUCACCACCCCUCACUCCUCCCUGGUCUGACAGUUGGUGGGAGAUUACUGCUAAGGAAGGACCUUAUUUUGCAUUUAAAAAAAAAAUUAUUCCACUUUCUGAUGGAAGUGCCCCUUUAACAUACAUAUUAAUGCAAUGAAUAUCAUGUUCUUGUAUUAGCUUCAUACUGAAUGUAGAUCACAUUAUGUGCAAUAUCCAUAACUUACGAUAAAUCCGUUGUGUAAUGAGUUUGUUUCUUCCAUAGGCAAAUGUGGUAUAUUUAUAUGGCUACAUUUAAGGUCAUAUAUACCAUAGAGGCAAACCAUGUAGGAGAUGUAGAGGAUUCCCCUGUGGCUAUGAAAAGGGCAACAAACAUCAGGCCUUUGUGACAAAACUUGCCACCAUAAUGGACGACCCAUUUUGACCUUUUACAUGCCCACCUCUCAUCUGUUUAUCCCAAUAUGCAUAAUUUAAUUUCUGUUAUUUAAGAAAAAUGCUGAUUAUUUUUUGAAUAUUUGGACCCUCCAGUUACCCCCCCCCCCCCCCUUCCAAGUUAAAUGUUCUUUGGGAGCAAACCUAUUUAUCACCUCUCUAGAACAGGUUAAAUGUAUGAUACCGGAACCCCCC
This is a messenger RNA of Bufo bufo (common toad), 3118 nucleotides long. It is a transcript of the gene RBPMS, whose product is annotated as RNA binding protein, mRNA processing factor. Gene Ontology annotation, molecular function: mRNA binding. The record is from RefSeq and is a predicted model, not a curated record. NCBI's taxonomy places the organism in Eukaryota, Metazoa, Chordata, Amphibia, Anura, Bufonidae.